GAUAGCUUACUGUAUCGGCGUUCGCUUUCCUUCAAUCGGUAGGGUGAUAGAAUGUAUUCAAUUCGAUUCCAACCUCCGGAAAACCCAAUGGAACACUCUGGAGACUGUCGCGUGCUCUGGGUAUCGAAUUUCUUCUGAAGUUGUUUUCUUUUUUGUCAUAUGCAGAAGUCUCCUGAAUUGCUUAAACCACCAUCCAGAUGUUCAAAAACACAUUUCAAUCUGGAUUCCUCUCCAUCCUCUACAGUCUCGGGAGCAAACCUCUGCAGAUAUGGGAUAAAGAAGUUUCAAAUGGGCAUGUGAAACGGCCUCAUGAUGAAGACAUACAGUCCAAUGUGCUGGAAAUCGUCGGGUCGAAAAUCCAGUCCACUUACAUUACAUGCCCAGCUGACCCUAAUGCGACGCUCGGUAUAAAACUGCCUUUCUUGGUCAUGCUUGUCAAGAACAUGAAGAAGUACUUCACGUUUGAGAUUCAAGUGCUUGAUGAUAAGAAUGUCAGGAGACGUUUCCGUGCUUCUAACUUUCAAGUGUGUAAGUUUGCCCCGUGUUUUCAAAUAUUGUUGUGUUGAAUUUUGAACACUGCCAUACUGAUUUCAAACUUCUCUCUUCAGGCUGUUACUCGGGUGAAGCCAUACAUUUGCACCAUGCCGUUGAAACUCGAUGAAGGGUGGAAUCAAAUACAGUUGAAUCUGGCUGAUUUUACUAAGAGGGCUUAUGGGACCAACUACGUCGAGACUUUACGAGUUCAGGUGCAUGCAAACUGUCGCUUAAGGAGGAUCUAUUUCGCCGAUCGACUCUACUCAGAAGAGGAACUCCCACCUGAAUUUAAACUCUACCUUCCGAUGCAGCAGAAAGCAUGAGGAUAUUUCUGGGACUUUGCUGGCGGAUGUUGUCACUUGUCAAUUCAACCAGUUCACUGGUUUUCUCCAAGCUUUUAAAGUUUAUUGCUGUGGGUUUUGCAAUUGUACUCGUUAGAUAUAAGGGUCACUUGUAUUCUUCUACAAGUAUAUGAAUUGUGACUGUUGAAUCAGGUCAAACAGUUGGUGCCUAAACAGUGAGUUACAACUCUCCUAGGGGUCGUUUGUUAGUCGUGUACUUAUACCCUGGCAAUGAAAUACAUGGUUUCUCCAGCCGUACAUUUUUUUCUUGUUUCAUUUUAAUGCGAAAUCAAUUUAUUUUAUA
Linum tenue is the source of this 1179-nucleotide messenger RNA. The record is from the annotation of a GenBank genome assembly. NCBI's taxonomy places the organism in Eukaryota, Viridiplantae, Streptophyta, Magnoliopsida, Malpighiales, Linaceae.